CUCUAAUUCUAAUCCUUAUUCUCCUCUGGCUACGGAGGCUACCAAAGAACUCCCAUUCCCCACGACCAUCUUGAUCGCUUGAAUCAAUCAGAGGCCAAUUGUUCUUUAGCUGCUGGUAGUACAUAUGGGUGAGAAUUUGCAGCCCCAGAGCUCUAAAAUGUCACUUGACAGCUAUCAUCCAGGCUGCAUGCAGAGCCUACUUCACUUCCUUGACUUGCACCAGCGGCUCUAUAAAAGAAAGACACUAGGAUACCGGAGGCAUGACGGUGGAAGUCGGUCUGGGAGAGUAAAAAGUCCAAAAAUGAAGCAUGAUAUUCCUUCAGCUGGUGAAGACAAUAUCCAUCUGGAUAAAGGUGCACAAUUCCUGACAGAAGAUAAAAUUAGUGCUGCAAACAGGACUUCUGGCAAACCUCUCAUAAGAAAUAUAAUUUGUAAAAGAAGGCACAGGCAGAAAGAUCAGAAGCGAAAGAUUUCUCCAUUAGCAUCACAGUUGCUGCGUACUAGUUCUAUCCAUCAUUUGGAAUGCAAUGAUUUUGUUCUUCCUGAUGAGAUGUCUCCUGGCAGCGUAGCUUCAGUUGGACUUCUUUCAGAUGAGACUGCUUCUUCUUCGGGUAGCCAAAAUAGAUCAUCAUCGCCCGAAACCUGUGAUAGUCCUAUUAUUCGAAAGCAAUGCAGAGUGUGUGGGAGCAUUAACAUUGUGGAUGACAAGGGUCACAACCAGCUUGAUGGACUUGGAGAUCAUUUACUGGAGAAAAAAUCACUUCUUGGAGUAAAGUUAAAUGAAGCAAAGGAGGCCUUCCUAAAACAGCAAAGUACACAUGCUGGAGAAGUGGGCAGAGGUGUUGCUCUCCUUCAGUCAAAAGAAUUCUUGGAUAUGAUGGAGCUACUAAAUGCAAACAGGGAGUUAAUUAUAAAAGUUCUACAGGAUCCAACAUUCUUUAUAGCAAAUUAUCUACAUGGUCAACAGGCUUCUGGCUCGGAGAUGGUUUUGACCAAGACUAGUUCUUUUUCUGUAGAAGAGUUGUCAGGCAGAAAUAAUGAGGCACUUAGGCUCCAUCAUAAGUCGAAGGAAAGUGAACCUCUCUCCAAAGAAGAUGGGAAGUUGGAAGCUGGAAGCUCGCCUUUAGUUCCUAAUAUCAUUCAGGAUGGUUCCCAGGCGAUGGAAUCAAUAACUGAUGAAGAGGUCAAAAUUCUAAAAGUAGAAGCUGAAAAUCUGGAUGCUGCUGGAACUGCUCCUGCUCUUGGAUACUUAGAGGGUUCUUCCUAUGAAUCGAACAACAAGAGAGAUAGGACUCUUUCACAUCAUUUUAGGACCAUCAAGCGGAAGAUAAAAGACAUGAUCAAGGAUAACAAAAAGGAGCAUCAUAGAAUCUCCAUGGAUGGGGUUCUCCACAAAAUCCCAUAUGGACAGAAGGUAUCCGAGGAUGUAAAGAAAGAAGUACAGAGUUUACUGAAACGAUCUGCAUCUGACAAACUCGACAGAUACAUCUCAAAAAGUAAAUCUGGGAGAAAAUCUGUUGUUUCUUCAAAGAGCGGCUCUGUACAUGAAAGUAUCAGGAAAUCUUUCUCACUAACUGAAUCCUUGGAUAAGUAUUCUCAUUUAUUAGAGUCUAUUUCAAGUGGAGAAGACAAAAGGUUCUCUGCAAGAUCAGUGUCGACAAAGGAAGAUUGCAGUUUACCGGUUAGGAAGUUCCCAAAAGCCUUCAAAAGAAUAUUCUCCCUCCCUGAACUUGAUUCAUAUUCUUUGAGCAAGGAUAUCCAAACCGAAGCAUCUGGUGCUUCCCAGUCACUAGAGAUGCUAACUUCAGGUCCUAAAAUUGAUGACAUAAUGCUUGAUCCAUAUAGUUAUAGUAAGCCAAAGCCAGUUGACACACUUGCAUGCACAGAGGAAAGCAUAAAAUCAGAUGCACUGGUAGAACAUAUUCUAGAAGUAAAUGCUAAGGAACAGCCCAUAUUGAUCAAUGAGCUAGAUCAUUGUGACACAUACAGUACUUCAGACAAAUUUGUUUCAGAAGAGAAUAACUAUGGUUCCCUCCAUGUGAUUCCCAGUGAUAUGCCUACAAAGCAAAGUCCAAUCUAUGUAACUAACUCAUGUGCUCAAGAGGUCCUUGUCAGUCCUGCAAAGGAUUCCAUCUCAGAAGCAGGUUCAGAGAUAAAAACUAGGCAGAUUGAUUUGGAGGAGCUGGAUUUAUCGACUCAUCUAGGGAGCUGCUUGGGUAUUGAUGAUGCCUCCAAUGUGGUGGAAGGUGUUGAAACGGACUUCGGCAAGGCACCAACUUCAACGGAGCUCGACGAUUUUAAUUAUUCCUACAUUCAGGUGGAUGAGAAGGAUGAGGCUGAGUUUCAAUAUGUGAGAGAUAUAUUGAUGAAGUCUGGGUUCAGUGGCGAUGAGCUUCUUGGAGAAUGGUAUUCUCCUACCCAGCCAGUGGACCCCUCACUGUUUGAAGAAGCAGAAUGUUCUUGUUAUGAACUUGAUCCUGCUGGAUACGAGCCUGAAAUGACUCUUAAUCACAUGCUUCUGUUUGAUCUGAUCAACGAAGUCUUGCUGGAAAUCUACGACAGUACCUUCACUUACUGCCCCUGGCUCUCACGUUUUGAUUCUCGUGUUCGGCCAAUGCCAGCAGGUUACCAUGUGCUCGAGGAGGUGUGGGCAAUCGUUAGUCACCAUCUCAGCUGUCAACUGCAGCUGGAUCAAACUGUGGAGGAUAUUGUUGCUCGAGAUUUCAUGAAGGAUGAUGGAUGGAUGAGCCUCCAACAUGAUACUGAGUAUGUAGGCCUGGAGUUGGAAGAUCUUAUUUUAGAUGAUUUGCUAGCUGAUGUCAUUCUUCAAUUAGAUGACUUGCUGAUUUCUCGAUAUGUUCUCUAA
Molecule: messenger RNA, 2866 nt
Organism: Elaeis guineensis (African oil palm)
Lineage: Eukaryota; Viridiplantae; Streptophyta; Magnoliopsida; Arecales; Arecaceae
Source: RefSeq, a predicted model, not a curated record